Molecule: messenger RNA, 429 nt
Organism: Hibiscus syriacus
Lineage: Eukaryota; Viridiplantae; Streptophyta; Magnoliopsida; Malvales; Malvaceae
Exons: 1
Coding region: 1-429 (142 amino acids)
Source: RefSeq, a predicted model, not a curated record
AUGCCUCUCGAGACAAGCAAGCCUGAUGGCCAGUCCACCGGUGAAGGUGAUAAACACAGAUACUUGAACAAAGAAAUCAAAGACAUGGUGUCUUCCAUAACUCGCCGCCUUGAAGGUGGUGGCGCUGAUGAUGAUGGUGCCGGAAUUAUCAAACUCGCCGGGACCAAUGUCGGGGCCACAAUGAGAAGCGAGAUGGACGAGGAAUCCGAUCACCGGUAUGGGAUUUCGGUUGGAGAUGAGGGUGAUGCACCGAGUACAUAUGUGAACAGCAAUUUCCAAGCAGUUAACAAUUCAAUCAUGUUGGGCAGCAGCUAUAAUGCGAAUGAUCCAGGCGUCCAUUUGGAUAUCUCAGAUGUCGUCGAACACCAAGGCAAGAAGGCAGCAGAUAAGCCCAGAAGGAGGGGAAAGGAAAAGAGAGCGCAGAUCUGA